AUGUUCCCAACGCAAAGAAGUGUCGAGGAACAAGGCAACACGGCUGAGAUGGAGGGUGUAGAACAUCUGGGACAGUAUGUGUUUGAGAUGACAAAGGCAAAGGUGGAGGCGAUCAAGAAGGGUGAAGGUGUACUGCCGCCGGUUAGUGCGGCGCAGGAUGAGGAGAUGGAGGAUGAGGAAUUGUAUCCUGAGGAUGAGGGUAUGGCCGAGGAGGAGGACGUGGAAAUGAUGUAG
Molecule: messenger RNA, 234 nt
Organism: Aureobasidium vineae
Lineage: Eukaryota; Fungi; Ascomycota; Dothideomycetes; Dothideales; Saccotheciaceae
Source: the annotation of a GenBank genome assembly